AACAAGUGUUGAAGAACUGAAUCUCUUCGUCGUUAAUUUUCUUUUCCGCACGAAAACAGGAAUUAAUCUGUAAUUGAAUUUAUAGUAGCCCUAUUGCAUAGACUGAUCCACAGUCUGUCGAACCCAUUUAUUUGUAUUUUUCUGGCGGUGCGUCUUUCUUUUUGUUGAUCUUUUUCGGACUGUUUUUUCUUCAGUUACUUCUCUUGUCGAUCUUUAGUUUGAAGUGAAAACUAAUGCCAUGGUUUCGUUUUGUUUUAUGAUGUUCUGAAGCUCGCACUUUUUUUUAGUUUUGGACGUGACCCUCAAAACAACCACACAGCCCACACCAUGUGCAGCAUAAACGUUUUCAAAAUAUGAUCUAUACAUCGUUUUUAUGCGCUCUGUGCUUAUGGCUUGCACGUGGUGUGUUUGGUGCUGAUGCAGAUGAAGUGACGUCAGUGUCAGUGAUGGAGGGAGAUUCUGUCACUCUACACACUCGUCUUACUGACAUACAGAGAGACAUACAGAUACUCUGGACUUUUCAACUAAACACUCGUUUGGCUGAAAUCAUUAAAAGGGAACAGAUGAACAUUUAUUUUGUUAGUAAUGAUGGGAUAUUUAGAGAUCAUAUACAGAUGGACAAUCAGACUGGAUCUCUCAUCAUCACAAACAUCACAACUGAACACUCUGGACUUUAUAAACUAAUGAUCGGCAGUGACAAAAUCUCAUACAUUAGUUUUACUGUUAUUGUCCACGCUCGUCUGCCUGUUCCUGUCAUCACCGGAAACUCUUCUCAAUGUUCUUCAUCAUCAUCAGAAAAAUGUGUGUUGUUGUGUUCAGUGAUGAAUGUGACACAUGUGAGUCUCUCCUGGUACAAAGGAAAGAGUUUAUUGUCCAGCAUCAGUGUGUCUGAUCUCAACAUCAGACUCUCUCUACAUCUGGAGGUGGAAUAUCAGGAUACAAACACAUACAGAUGUGUCAUCAACAAUCCCAUCACACACCACACACAACAUCUACACAUCACUGAUGUCUGUGAGUCGUGUUCAGCACUCGUGCAGAAUCCUCAUUUGGUGGGAAUCACAGUUUUUCUGGUAAUGCUGGUUGUGGCGACGGCAGCUGUGGGUGUAAUGUGCCUUCUCUACAACAGGAACACUAGACACAUGAGACACGUGGUUCAGACUCGUGAUGAAGAAGAGAUUCAUUAUGCAGAUACAACAUUUCGUGCACGCCAUAAUGAGAUUUCGAAAGCUGAUGACCACACAGUGUACUCAAGUGUUGCUUUGAGUUGACAUCAUCCUCGUAUCAUCUGUGUGUCUUCAUUAUGAACCAGACAUUUAUGUUGAUGAUAUAACACAUGUUUAGUCACAAUAGAAAUAACUCCAAAAUACUUUGCUUCAGAAAGUGUUAUGAAGAUAAAUGACACUGGAAUUCUUUAGACAUUUGAUUCAUCGGUACUAGAUUUCAGUAUUAUACUGUGUGACAUUGUGCUAAUGCAUCUGUUAUAUCUGAAUAUGCUUUGUUCACAUUUCACAGUAAUUUUUAUGUGAAUCUUCAAACAACAGAUUGUAGAUCACAUGACUCCUGCUUUAAGUCACAUAAUCUUGAGCACUUGUGGUUUCAUGUAAAUAUUGUUGAUAUACAAAAGACUGAAUUUUUUUACAUUUUUGUACGUUGUGAUGUUUGUGUUAAUUUAUUUUGUCAUUAAUUUAUGCUGUAAUGUUGGUUUCCUAUAAAUGAAUGAUCCACAAAUAAUAUUUUGUUUUUUCAUACACCACAUGGACAAGAUAUGAUAGGAUUUUGGAGUUUAAUAGCUUCGGCCACAUUUUUCUUUCGUUAUCUAGAUCUAUUGACUUUUUAGUGGUCUCUGUAAAGUAAAGUAAUGGUUUUUGGAUAAUACAAGAGAGAAUAAAUAAUGAAUAUUUUGAUUGACUUAAUUUUGAUUAAA
Molecule: messenger RNA, 1924 nt
Organism: Triplophysa rosa
Lineage: Eukaryota; Metazoa; Chordata; Actinopteri; Cypriniformes; Nemacheilidae
Product: natural killer cell receptor 2B4-like
Exons: 6
Coding region: 354-1268 (304 amino acids)
Source: RefSeq, a predicted model, not a curated record